CACUACUCAGGGUCUAGACACCGUUAUUUCACACCCUAGAUAGUGCGCCUAAACAGGAAGCAGGGCGCCAUUUAAGAGUCGGCUCGUUGUAAUCCAUUUAAGUCGCGCAUGCGCAGUAGAGUGAGUUCUGGGAGUGUCGAGGCGGCGUUCACUGUACCCGGCGUUACAGCAGCGCUAGUGUCUCUGGUUAACGGGUAACGAGGACUGACUCGGGGCUUAAUAACACUGGCUGUGGGGAAUAUACGGAAAUAUGGCUGGGACUAUGUAACGAGAUACUUGUCUGAGAGGGAAAUGACACUGAAUUAUUUAUUCUGCAGCUUGGAGCUGAACUGAACGACCCCGGGAAUAGACAUACCGGUAUUUGGUGUAGCUUUUUGUCUUCGCUUUCAGACACUUUCGGCUUCUUAUCUAAGAAUAACGUUGUGGCUUUUCUUUUUCUGUCGUAUUUUAUUUUCGUUGUUUUUUUUUUUUUAUCUGUGGUGCUUUUGUGGGGAAAAACAGCAGAGCCUCGGCUAACUGUCGUGUAUCCGUACAGAAAGACUCGUCUGUCUCAUUAGCGCUAAUUGCAGAACAAAUGGAUAAAAUUGUCCUGAAGUAAAACACUGAAUCUUUUUGCUUUCUCUUUCGUAGUGUAUUUCGUGGAUACAACACUUACUAACGUCCCUAACUCCAACAAAUAGAUAAUUUUUUAUUAAUAAAAAGAAAUAAUAAUUCUUUUUUUUUUUUAAUCACUACUCGUGUCAUUUGAAGCAUGGCGGCCCGUUUAUACAGCCCUUAAUUGAACCCCCUUGAAGCAGUUGAUGAUCCCAGUAACUCCUCCAGGUGUGUUGUUAUGAGCCCUAGAUGCCAGUCACGUGCUGUGGGCGUGUCCAUCACUGCACGUCUCCACGGAGACUGAUGGACAAAGCGGGAAUCGGCAUCUGCCUAAGUCAGCCCCAGUGCAAGCCAAAGGUCACCGAGGUCCCAAUGCUGCGGAGUGCCGUGAGUCUGGAGGGUGUGGAGGAGAGGGACGAGGAGCAGGAGGAUGAUGGAGAGGAAGAUCUGCGAGAUGGAGGGAUUCCGUUCAUUGUGAAUCGUGGAGGAUUACCAGUGAAUGAAGAGACUUGGGAGCAGAUGUGGAGACACGUGACCCGGAUUCAUCCAGAUGGAGCAGGAGUGGAGAAGAGGAUCAGAGGAGCCACUGACCUGCCCAAGAUUCCUGUACCUACUGUGCCUACAUACCAGCCAACCACCAGUAUUCCACAUCGCCUGGAAGCCAUACAGAAAUACAUCAGGGAUUUGCAGUACAAUCAUACUGGAACCCAGUUUUUUGAGAUCAAGAAGAGCAGACCUCUCACAGCCCUGCUGAGAAGCAGACACAGGAAGCAGCUGAGGAUGUUUAUGGAUUGGCCGGUUACAAUUACAUGGUUAAUGGACAUAGCAAAGGAAAUGACCAGAGAAUGUUUACCAAUCAAGUGUUUGGAGGCUGUAAUCCUAGGAAUUUACCUCACCAACAGUAUGCCAACUGUGGAGCGCUUCCCCAUCAGCUUUAAAACUCAGUUCUCAGGGAGCCACUUCCGCCACAUCGUGUUGGGGAUCCAUAGCGGCGGCCGGUUCGGAGCUCUCGGGAUCAGCCGGCGCGUGGAUCUUAUGUUCAAGCCGCUGGAGUACCGCACGCUUGCUGACUUGGUGCAGGAGUUUCAGACUGCCUAUAAAGGUUACUGGCACACACUGCGCAAAGUGAAGAUCGGCCAGUACGUGUCGCACGACCCACACAGCGUGGAGCAGAUCGAGUGGAAGCACUCGGUGUUGGACGUUGAAAAGCUGUCCAAAGAGGAGCUGAGGAAGGAGCUGGAGAGGCAUACACGUGACAUGAGGCUCAAGAUUGGCAAGCCUGCACCUGUUUCACCCACCAAGGACAGAAGGAAAGACAUGGGAUCUCCAUUACGUAACCCAGGCAGCCCCAUGCGCAAGAACAGCCGCAGUGAGAGGAGGCUGUCAGGUGAGAAGAAGUCUCUGGAUCCAAAAGCCCCGGCUGAUCUGAAUGGAUAUCAGAUCAGGGUGUGAGCGAGGUCUCAGUGUUUGAACCGUACAAUUGACAACAAACAGUCUGGCAGCCAAACCCUUCUGGGUAGAUAAACUGACACGGGGACAGUCUAAAAGAAGACAUUUUAAAGGACAAAAAUGGUUUUUAAACAUGUGGGACACUAAAUCAUGGUUGAACUGUGUCACAAAAUAGCAGUGAUGUGAAAUUGUGCAAACAUGAUGCCAUGCCACUUUUAACAAGUCCGCUAAACAGAUCCACUUCAAGCAACCAGUUUUGUAGAGACUCAACUUGAGUUGUAAAUUCACUGCACUCACCUACUUCCUAAGUGUAUAAAUAUGGCAGAGUGCAUACCUGUUUAGUUUUUAUCCCUCCCUAGGUUUUUAAUCCACUUGUCAGGUGCCUUGUGAAACGCCUCACAAUCAAGCCCACCCUUCUGUUAGCACAGCUCGCUGUUUGAUUUGCUCGACACUCAUCACAUCUUUCAGAUCCUCUGAAGGCAGGCAGCUGCUGGUUACACCAACAAUCUGGUGACCCACCAACAAUCUGGAGACCCAACUUGUCAUUGUUGCCUCCCUAAACCAAAUAUAACAGACUUGGUAUGUGUAGAAGAGGCGCAUUCAGAGUAUAGUAUCCGUGGUCAUCUGUUGUAGCGCUUGAAUAUUAUUGAAGUCCACACUGAAUGGGUAAAACUUUUCGAAUCAAUGUAGAUGAAGCUGAAAAUGCAGUAGUGUGGGUAGAACAUGGGACAGUGAAGAAUUUUUGGAAAAGCUGAUGUGUCCUUGUCUUGUGAUCCCCCACUAAAUUUAAGAUGGCAGAACCUGUUACAAUACCGUUUUUCUGUCCUAGCUUUUAGUUUUUAUGUCCUAUUUGACUACUUUGUAUAAUACACAAGCAACUCGGUGCCGUGUAAUACGAGUGUUUUAUGUUUUUAAUCGUCUCAGUCCAGUGGAUGUCGGUGUUUGCGGCAGAGUUAUCGGGCUUUUCAACAAAAGCAAGGACUGAAUUGAUGUAAGACUGUCAACAUGCCAUUUUUCCAUUGCUUAACCAUUUAAUUAUGGACUGGAACGUUUGGGGAUUUGGACUGAAAAUACCAAUGUGGCCAAACAUUAGCCUUACCUAUCUCCACUAUUUAAGUUUUUCUUACUUUUUAUAAUAGAUGUGUUAUUUUAAGCACUAAAUGCAGAUGAUGUAGUCUCUUUUUUUUUUUUUUUUUUUUUUUUUUUGUAUUAAACAUUGACAUUUUAACCGUCUUC
Molecule: messenger RNA, 3279 nt
Organism: Hemibagrus wyckioides
Lineage: Eukaryota; Metazoa; Chordata; Actinopteri; Siluriformes; Bagridae
Gene: vash1
Product: vasohibin 1
Exons: 8
Coding region: 844-2046 (400 amino acids)
Biological process (GO): regulation of angiogenesis
Cellular component (GO): cytoplasm
Source: RefSeq, a predicted model, not a curated record